Molecule: messenger RNA, 5124 nt
Organism: Planococcus citri (citrus mealybug)
Lineage: Eukaryota; Metazoa; Arthropoda; Insecta; Hemiptera; Pseudococcidae
Product: protein Wnt-16-like
Exons: 8
Coding region: 444-1571 (375 amino acids)
Biological process (GO): cell fate commitment; canonical Wnt signaling pathway; neuron differentiation
Cellular component (GO): extracellular region
Molecular function (GO): cytokine activity; frizzled binding
Source: RefSeq, a predicted model, not a curated record
GUAAUUAGAUUAGGGUUAGGGCAAAUUGAUCGUAUUUAUGACCCUAUUAAUCUGUCUAAUUCACUUUAGCUGUGAUUUCUUGUACGCGCAAUAAAAAGCGUUGUUGUUUGUUUUGAUUUUAUUAGUCGGACGAGUAAUAAUUAAGUUCCGGUGGUUGAACUCACGAACAAUACGCAUGUAUUAUGGUUUUAUAACGUUUUUCAAACAGUACGAAAAGAAGUGAAAAAAAAUCAUAAUGAAAAUACCGACAACCAGCGUUUGAUAAUUCGUGUUUUUUAGUCGUCGUGAUGUAACGCCGUAGCCGUUUUAUUGGCUUUUUUUUUACUUUUCUGUAAUUUUCUCUCGAUGGUUGACGUUAUUACCACAAAAAGACCGAAUAAAAACUAUGUACUCGAAGCGUUGAUCAGUUUUCUAAUAGUCUGUUGACGAAGAAGCGGUAUGCCAUGAAAAGUAUAGCUUUUAUAGGCUGCGUAUAUAUUUCACUCGUAUCGAUUUGCGUUACAAAUGUUCACUCGAAUUGGAUGUAUUUGGGUCUGGUCGGUGUACCUCCGCCGUUGCAGCAACAACAGGGCGAGCCUGGGACAGCAGUAGAGGAUCCUGGCGCCUUGAAAGCGAACGCCAUUUGCGGAGCUCUAACUAGCCUGUCUCCUGAACAAGUGGAAGUAUGCAUGAAGCAUCCUAGUAUCAUUUACGCGGUCGCCAAUGGCGCUCAUAAGGGUAUUCAAGAAUGUCAGUAUCAGUUCAAAAACGAACGAUGGAAUUGCUCGACAAAUGAAGAUGAUCAGGAUGUAUUCGGAUAUGUGUUAAAAUCUGGGAGUAAAGAGACAGCAUUUAUUUACGCAGUGACCAGCGCCGGAGUGGUCCACGCAGUGACUCAAGGUUGCAGUGCCGGAGACUUAGCUGAAUGUAAUUGUGAUACAACUUCUCAAGGCAGAAACACUCCCGAAGGAUGGAAAUGGGGUGGAUGCAGCGACAACAUCGAUUACGGAAUCGAAUUCGCUAGAAAAUUUAUCGAUUCGCCAGAACAGCUGCAUCCGCAUAAAAAACACGAUAACAAAUCGAAGCACAGAAUCCAAAUGAAUUUGCAUAACAAUGAAGCGGGACGCGAGAUCGUGCAAUCGUUAAUGCGCAUGCAUUGUCGGUGCCAUGGCGUAUCAGGAUCGUGUGAAUUGAAAACUUGCUGGAGAACCAUACCGCCGUUUAAUGACAUAGGGGAUGUUAUAAAGGAGAAAUAUAACGAUGCCGUUAUGUUACGCCUUUCCAGAAAAUCUCGCAGCAAACGUAAUAAAGUCAGGAUAAAAAAAGAAAUCAAAAAAAGCGAUCUAGUACACGUGAAUAAAUCACCAAAUUUCUGUAAGCACAAUCCAAAAAAAGGUAUCCUCGGAACGAAGGGUAGAUUCUGUAAUAAAUCCUCCGAUGGGCCGGAUUCUUGCGACGUGCUAUGUUGCGGUCGCGGAUAUGAAACUCAGGUUGUGAAAAUAAAGGAAAAAUGCCACUGUAAAUUCGUAUGGUGUUGUUAUGUGAAAUGCAAAACAUGCGAGAAAGAAUUAUAUAUGCAUUCUUGUAAAUAGAAUCAUUGCCUGUUACCAUUUUGUGUUCUAAAUCAUGACAUUUAACGCACGGCAUUGGAAGUGGAGUAAUUUACCGGGGCAUAUAUAUACAGACAGUUUGUACAGGCCAGAUAUAUACGUACAAUAUCAGCGGAUAUUUGGACAAAAUAGCAGUUGCACACCAAAGUAUACUUUAAUUUUCAAUAUUUUAUUAUUUAAAAAAAAAACGAUUUUUACGCUUUCGUGAACAUCACAAUAUUAUUUUAUUUAUAAUCGACUCGCAGUUUCUAGUCUUCGAUUGUAAUAGAGAGAGAAUUGCGUGAACAUUUUUCAAAGUAUACGAAAUUUAUAAGGACAUAUUUUGGUAACAACGCCACACCAAGAAGGAGGUUCCAAAAUUCAUGAUGAUGUGUAAUUUUUUUUUAAAAACCUCCUUUUUCUCAACUCAAGUAUACCGAUCGAUGUAUUUUUUUCUCCGCAAUACCGUGACAGUAUUCUAUAAUAAUAAGGAUUAUGUAACAUAUCAGGUCUGUGUUCCUGUUUAAUAGGUGUAGCUUUUUACUUAUGCAGUAUUCGAAAUAAUUCCAGUUCGUGUAAUUCCACUCGACUAUGUAUACUAAAAAAUGCAUAUUUUUUUUUUACUUUUUUAUACUUGUGAAAUUUUCCAUUCUAUUGAAUAACUUACUUUAACGCUCCAUUUGCCUGCGCUUUUUUUUCAAAUUAACUGCUGCGUAAGCAAUUUUUUAUUACCAUUACAUUUUAAGACUGGAUUUAAGCAAUGUAAUAAUUAACUAUUUUAACGUUUUGAUUUUUUUAAUCUAAUUAAAUUGACGUGGUCUGUAUGAUGAGAGGAAUGUUGAGAAAGAAUCCACAAGGGAAAUUGAAAGCAGUCAUUUUUAUGGGAUGGAUUAUCACUCAGUAGAUAUUGAUCCAGUGAUGAGGCGUUUGAGAUGAAAAUUUGUUAAAUAGUGGAAAUUUUUGAUCCUCUUUCCUUUAUGGAUUUUUUCUCCUACUCUCGUUUGUAAUCUUGCCUGGUUUUAGUAAUAAUUAUUUAUACGUAUGACCGCCGAGAUUGAUUUACAUUCGAUUUUAAUAUGUGUAGCAAGACAACUUUCGUAUUUUUUAAUUUUUAACUGUAUUAAUUUUAUUGCGUGUAUUUUGUGUUUUGAUUUAUUCAUUUCGGGAAAUGUUCUUGAGCCAAUGAAAAUUGAUCCGACUUUGAUAUAAUUACUGAAUAGUAGUCCAAAAUUCCAAUCUGAGAUCCUAACCCCUCCCCCCCCUCCGCAUACCAAACUGCAAUUUCAUUUUAAAUGCAUAUGAAAAUUAAUCAUCGAAAUUAUUUUAGCCAAGUUUUUUUUGAUUUGAAACUGUGCUACGUUUUUCACUAUUUGGAACCUUUGAGGAAUUCCCAUGAAAAUCAAAAUUUACGAAUUGAAACGAUGCCACAGAUUUGAGCUGGAUAGGUCAACUGUUUUCAUUGUAUUAAUUAAAAAGCUGGUUUAAAAAAUUGCUCACGUCAUUAUUUUCAAAUUUUUUUAUCACUAAUUAUCGAAAGAAAAUUCGACGAUGAAAAUAUAAAAAUGAUAAUGAAACUGCUCUUUCAAAAAAAAAAAUAUUUUCGUUACCUAAUUUUUAAAUUUUAAAACUCAGCACCCUCACAAGAUUUGUUUAAGAAACUACCACACUUGAUCAACAUUUUCAUGGGGAAAAUUCCAAAAUAUGAAUUUUCUCUCAUUUUUCGAACGUUAGCCAUGAUUAGGUGAACAACCUACAUUCACAAAAUCGAACUUUCACGAACAAAUUUAAUUGGAGAUCUGAGUAUAUUCUUUCAAUCGUUUGUAAAAUUUGUUUUUUUUGACACGGAGGAUUUUUUGAACGAACCCCUCAAUUUAAAAACCCUCUAAGAAAACAAGAAGCUAUGAUUUUCAACAAAUGUAUUUUUGAACAAAUUUUUUUAAUCUUUUGAAUAUCCUCCCUUCCCCAAGAUGGCAGAUUGUUUGUUUUUUUUAUUAAUAUGAUCCAUCGAAACACUAUUUUUUUUUCAAUCGCAAUUUAGGAAAAGUAAUGAAAAUCACUUAAUAAAAGUUUUUCAAGAGCACAUUUUUUUUUCAGUUUUUUUCUCGUUUUUUAAAAAAUAUUUUAUAAAAACACUAAAAGGUUUGAUUUUUGACAAACAAAGCCCUUUCUUUUUUUCAGUUUCAAUUCUGAUUUUUGAGACUUUAGGCUCAGACUUUUUUUAAGAGGAAAGGGGUGUCGCACUCAGACUGAAAAAAUUUUAAUAUUUUCUGCUUUAAUUAUUCAAAAUCUCUUUUAAAAAAAACACACACACACAAAUAAAAUGAUGUGAUUUUUGACAAAUUUACUUAAGUAAUGCUCUUCUGAAGAAAAUAAAUGAAUAAAAUUCAGUUCCAAAUUUUAUCUUAAGAAUUCUGGGAUCAGUAAGAAUAUUUUUUAAAAACUGAACCAUUUUCGUUUUAAUCAUUUGAGACCCCUCGAAAAAACUAAAGGUCUCAAAUUCUGAAAUUUCUUGCUUAAAAUUCAGUUUUAACUGUUAAUUUAGGAAUUUUGGAAGCGAUACUUCUUUUUUUGCGGAGAGUGAGGGGGAGAUGGGUGAUCUUCAAAAUUCAAUCGGUCCCGUCUUCUCAAAUUUUUUUCAUUUUCUCCCUUUCAAUAAUUUGUAUGAUUGUGUUGAACAUUAACAUAAAAAUUACAUACAAAAUCAACUCACUUUAAAAAUUCAUCUUUGGUUGAACAUAUUUUAGUGCUUUUGAUCCUUGAGAUUGACCACGAACAUUUUUCAUCAAAUAACGAAGAAAUCUGUAGCUUUCCUGAAAUGAAAACAAAUCAAAUAUCAUUAUUUUAUAUUCACUUCAUGAUCUAUUUUCAUAAAAACUAAAAAGGAUCAACUUUUGGCUCAGGGCCAUUCCAUAUAAUUCCAUGACAGUUAAACUGUUACAUACGAGUAGUAUUAUUAAACCAAAAAAUUGCAUUUAUUCUUGAAGAUAGGUAGAUAGAGGUAUAUACUCAUACCUACACAUUCUUGUUGUGAAUUUGUAUGUGACAUAGCCUAUCAUCUUCGUCUAUAAACCCUAGAUUAUUAUAGCUUUUAAAGCUUUACAUGUAUUUUGUUUUCAUCUUGAAACCUGGCCAAAAAAUUACAGAAACGGACAAAAGGAACCGGAAAAUAGGGAAGAUUUUCUCUGGCAAUUUAUUAUGUUCCUUUUUUGCAGCUAUCAAUCUGCGUUGUUUAGUCUUUGAUCUCAUUUAUCCGAAAUACAUAAUAUCUAAGUGUGAUUUUUCUUCUCUUUCGCUUUACUCUCUCUCUUGUUUCACGAUAAUAUUAACCAAGUUUCUAACAAUGUUAAGCCUCCAUGAUAGUGAGUGAUGUACUAAUUUAGGAAAAGGAAGUACAAAUUUUGUAACGCAUCAUUUGUAUCACUCUUACAAAUUUGUGUUAGCUUAGAUAUUUAUUUACUUUUUUUUUUGUCUUUAUUUUAAAUCCUAGGGUUGUAAUAUUUUCUUUUUUCUUUUCUUUCUUUUUUCUCCUUUUUUAAAAUAAAUUUUAAUAACUGUA